AUGUUGACUAAUAUUAAAAUGCAUUAGGAAAAUAUAAGGAAUGAUUUAAGGACUCAUUUGUUUGGUAAAUAAGGAUUCAAAAUCAGAAGAUCAGUUGAUAUUGAAAAUGUAAUUGUUUAAUAGGAAUAAGUAUAAUCGGUUGAAAGAUUUAAAGAUGCAUAUGUAUUAUAAGAAAAAAUAGGUAUUACUAAUAAAAUUAUAAUAGGUGAAGGAGCACAUUCAGUUGUUAGAAAAUGUUAUAAAAUACCUAAAUAAAGAAGUACUAAAUCAUUAAUGCCUAAAUCAAUACAAAUUUAUGCUGUUAAAUGUUUUAGAACUGAUGAUCCAGAAAUUGUCAACACUAUUAUACAUACAUUCAAUUUAUAGAGAUAAUUACAAGAUAUCCCAUAAGUAUGUAGAACAUAUGAUUUAUUCAUUGAUCAAUAAACAAAGCAUCAUUAUCAAGUGAUAGAAUUUUGUGAUAGCCCUAAUUUGGAAUAAGUGUACCGCAACCUCACUCUUAGAUAGAAACAAGAUACUAUUAAACAAUUAGCUUAGGUUAUUGGCUAAAUUCAUUCUAGAGGAAUCUCACAUAGAGAUUUAAAACCAGAAAAUAUUCUAAUUUAAACUGAACCAAACCUUUAAAUUAAAUUAAUCGAUUUUGGAGUCUCCAAACGAUUCAAAUAUAGAGACACGUUUACUGAAAUGUGGACUGCUACUGGAACCAUCUUAUAUUAGGCUCCAGAAGUCUUUUUAGGAGGAGGUUAUGAUGAAAAAGGUAUAUACUAUUUUUGUUAUAUAAUAAGUUGAUAUCUGGUCGAUAGGGAUUAUACUCUAUCAGAUGUUAUGUUAAACCUUACCUUUUUAUGCUGAAACCAUUAGUGAAACUAUAGAAUAAAUUACUUCAUUGGACCCUUAAUUUCAAUAUUCUUAAGAAUUUUUAAAGUUGAAUCAAGUUUAAAGAGAUCUGAUUAAGAGAUUGCUUAAACCAUAUCCUCAUUAAAGAUUAUCUGCAGAAGGUAUUAAUUCUAUUUAUUAGAAAUACCCUUACAUCCAUGGUUUGAUUAAGAAAAUCAUGUAGAUGCAAGUUCUGAUGACAUGAUUCUUGCAUAAGAUAUUAUUUAAGGAGAGAGAACUAUGUCUAAUUAAAUAGGUACAGAAAUUACAGAAUAACAAUUCUAAAAUUUAAUGGAUAGUCUUGAAUGGGGUAGAAGAAUUCAUUUUAACUAAUGA
Messenger RNA from Paramecium primaurelia, 1212 nucleotides. NCBI's taxonomy places the organism in Eukaryota, Ciliophora, Oligohymenophorea, Peniculida, Parameciidae. The record is from the annotation of a GenBank genome assembly.